Salvelinus namaycush (lake trout) is the source of this 2958-nucleotide messenger RNA. Its product is annotated as short coiled-coil protein B. Bases 304 to 669 code for a protein of 121 amino acids. The transcript has 4 exons. Gene Ontology annotation, cellular component: trans-Golgi network. The record is from RefSeq and is a predicted model, not a curated record. NCBI's taxonomy places the organism in Eukaryota, Metazoa, Chordata, Actinopteri, Salmoniformes, Salmonidae.
GAGAGCUAGAGAGAGAGAGAGCUAGAGAGAGAGAGAGAGCUAGAGAGAGAGAGAGAGAGAGAGAGAGAGAGACAGGGGUGAAGGAGAGGCAAGGGAGUGACACAGACAGAAAGCAGGUUGAGAAAACAAAUGUAUAAAAAGAGGGACUGUGAGAAAAGAGUCAAACGAUAAGGAGAGACAGAAAGCAGGAGUGAGGCAGGGAAAAACAGGCCGACAGGGAGAAAAGAACGUUUAGGCUAGAGACCAGAGGCCAGAGAGAAAAAUAAACUAAAAGGGUGAAUCAGGGAAAACUCCAGUCCGGUCAUGGAAGCAGAGCUGGAAGAAGAGGACGGGAGUUUCACUAACAUCUCCCUCGCCGAUGACAGACCUACAGUGGACAGAGGAAGUGCAGUCCUGCAUACCAAACAGGACAACGAGGACUUCACCAUGAACUGCGACAUGGAUGGAGACAUGGAGAACCAGGUAGAGAUGGAGGAGAAGACGAGGCUUAUCAACCAGGUGCUGGAGCUACAACACACACUGGAAGACCUGUCAGCACGUGUGGAUGCGGUCAAAGAGGAGAACCUGAAGUUGAAGUCGGAGAACCAGGUUCUAGGCCAGUACAUCGAGAACCUCAUGUCGGCCUCCAGCGUGUUCCAAACCACCGACAACAAGAGCAAACGGAAGUAACCCACGACGACCAAGAGGAGUGAGACCACCUACAACAGCCUGGUAGCAGAUCUGUUUGUGCCAUCUCCAUGUUUGGGAUGACACAAACCGUAGGCAUGAUAGCACAAACAGACUGGCACUCAGGCUACCUGCAACAUCUCUCCCAAAUGACAGCAGAGGAGGUAGAAGCUGUUUGUAACCACAGUUCUAGGGACGGAUAUGGACGUGUUCCAAAUGGCAGAUUAUUUCCUAAGUAGUGCACUAUGUAGGGAAUAGGAUGUCAUGAGCUCUGGUUAAAAGUAGUGUACUAUGUAGGGAAUAGGAUUCCAUGAGCUCUAGUUAAAAGUAGUGUACAGGAUGCCAUGAGCUCUGGUUAAAAGUAGUAUACUAUGUAGGGAAUAGGAUGCCAUGAGCUCUAGUUAAAAGUAGUGUACAGGAUGCCAUGAGCUCUGGUUAAAAGUAGUAUACUAUGUAGGGAAUAGGAUGCCAUGAGCUCUGCUUAAAAGUAGUGUACCAUGUAGGGAAUAGGAUGCCAUGAGCUCUGCUUAAAAGUAGUGUACCAUGUAGGGAAUAGGAUGCCAUGAGCUCUGCUUAAAAGUAGUGUACCAUGUAGGGAAUAGGAUGCCAUGAGCUCUGCUUAAAAGUAGUGUACCAUGUAGGGAAUAGGAUGCCAUGAGCUCUGCUUAAAAGUAGUGUACUAUGUAAGGUAGUCUGAUCCUAGAUCUGUGGUUAGGGGCAACUUCUAAUUCCAGACCCCCGAAUCCUCCCAACACUCUAACCACACCCCCAACCCCACCCCUAAGAGUCCAGUUUACAUUCUCUUUUUACCCUCCUAACAUAAAACCCCAGACAUGAUUUAACUGUUUUAUAAUUCAUCUUAUAAUACUGUUUUGUGUUGUCAUGUCAACUGCAUCUCUAAUGAGUUAUGACAUCAGACCUUUAUUUUGAUGACUGGUUGGAUCUGGAAGGAAACGGGACUUGUUGUAUAUGAAUAUGGCCAAACUCCUGGCCCCAAAUAUGAAUCAAACAUAUUGAAUGACAUGUCAAUGUAAUUCAAUAAUAUUAUAUUAACACAUUCCAUCAUCUCAUCUGAUUGGUCAAAAGGUUACCAAGUGUCUGUUUUUUUAAUUGUUAAUUUCCACCACUUAUUGAUGGACACAAACAUGAUGAAGUAUGAUUCUGUAAGACGUAUUUUUAAGCAGUACUACUAAUAUACUCCUCCGAUGUGUGUUGUCGUCACUGGUAUGCUACUCAUUCCACUAGGAACGGGGUUCCUAAUUCAUAUCGUCACCGUGCCGUGUGGUCAGUAGGGGAAAAGCACAGUAAACAAGUGUUAUUCUGAACAUGACAAAUACAACCCUUGACUAGGGUCAAGUUACACUACAGGGUGAGACGGCCUCCUUUACUGAACAUGACAAAUACAACCCUUGACUAGGGUCAAGUUACACUACAGGGUGAGACGGCCUCCUUUACUGAACAUGACAAAUACAACCCUUGACUAGGGUCAAGUUACACUACAGGGUGAGACGGCCUCCUUUACCUAUGAUGGUAGAGGAGGAUGGAGGGAGUGAGGGAGGACAGAAGAGAGAGAACUCUGCUUUUUACAGUUAAGAGCCUUGAGUGGUAUUGAUUAGAACACUCAGGCUGUAGAACACUCCGGAAGGUUCCGUCAGUGCAUUAACACAGAUCUGCUGAUAAGGAAGGUUGUUAUUCCUGCUUUGGGUAAUGGCCUGUGGAAGCAUGGCUGUGCUCUCUCCUAGGCUGGUUAUAGUAGAGAGAGCCGUGAUCAGGAUAACAUGGACAGUUAGGCUUUUGGCUAGGUCAAUUUCCAUUCUAUUUGAAUAGAGGAUGAAAUUCCUAAUUAAAAUCAGGAAGAAUCACAACACUCAAUUGUACAGAGAUCAGAGCGAGUGGUUCUAUCAGAGAACCAUUCUAUGGGUUCCAGGUGCUAAAGGAAAAGAUGAGGGAAUAUUGGAGAUGAUUCCACUGCACUUCAAUGCAUCAUGUUAUUUAUUUUUAAUUAUGUUAAAUGGUAUUAUAUUGUAUGCUCUUGACUCUUGUUAGUCCCAAAUGGCACCAUGUUCCCUAUAUAGUGCACUACUUUGGGCCUUUAGGGCCCUGAUCAUAAGUAGUCCACUAUAUAGGGAACAGAGUGCCAUUUGGGACAGUGAACUUAGUUUUUCCUUCAGGCAUGUUGAUAAUGUCUACACACAUCCUAUGGAACUAACUGCCUGGUGUGUAGAAGUUUAGAGAUUCUAUGUUGCCUUUUAACACUUUUGUUUUAAUAAAAAAAUAUACUUCUUAUGCUUU